AUGCAUAUCCCUCUUAAGUUAAGGUUCUUUUCUGGAAAGUCUCCUCGCCCGGGUAACGAAGUAGAUUAUGAUGCAUGGCACAAUAGUGUUGAGCUAAUGUUACAAGAUCCUUCCAUCUCUGAUCUAGCACGUUCCAGAAAAAUUCUAGACAGCCUUCUGCCUCCGGCGGCAGACGUUGUCAGAACUUUGGGCCCACGCGCAACACCCAGGGCUUAUCUUGAUCUUUUAGACUCAGCAUUUGGUGCAGUUGAAGAUGGCGACGAGUUGUUUGCCAAAUUUCUGAGUACUCUGCAAGACACAGGGGAGAAACCAUCCCAGUAUUUGCAGCGACUGCAUGUAACCUUGACGUUGGCUAUAAAAAGAGGUGGGGUGUCCUCUAAUGAGGCUGACCGGCACUUGCUGAGACAGUUUUGUAGGGGAUGCUGGGACAAUGCCCUUAUUUCCGAGCUCCGGCUGGAGCAAAGAAAAAACGAUCCUCCUCUUUUCUCAGAACUUUUACUGCUGUUGCGAACAGCAGAAGAUAAACAAAGCACAAAGGAGUUGCGUAUGAGAAAACAUCUUGGUGCGUCUAAGCAGCGUGCAUCCUCUUACUCGUUAAGUGCUUCCACAGAAGAAACAUCAACAACUCAGGCUAUGGUUUUAGACUUGAAAAAGCAAAUUACAGAGCUUCAAGGUCAGGUUAAUAGCCUAAAGAAGGCAAAAGAGCAAACUAAAGGUCCUCUAGAAAGUAUGGCUCAUAGCUUACAAAAUCAAGUAGCCGAGCUGCAGACACAAAUGAUUGCUGUUAAGCCCACAAAAGCCGAAAAAGCGAAAUCUGCGGUAAAGAUGAGUAAAUCACAAUACGUGCAAACAAACCUGGGUGAGACUCCCCAUAGUUCACCCUUGACUAAAAUGUGUAGACCAAAGCCGUGGUACUGUUUCCAAUGUGGCGAGGAUGGCCAUAUUGCGUCCUCAUGUGGUAAUGUUGCAAACCCUGCCAUGGUAGCUUCUAAAAGAAAACUUUUGAAAGAGAGACAGUCUGCUUGGGACACCCAAAUGGGAUUACCCCGCUCUUCCCCUUUAAACUAG
Paramisgurnus dabryanus is the source of this 1068-nucleotide messenger RNA. The record is from RefSeq and is a predicted model, not a curated record. Lineage: Eukaryota; Metazoa; Chordata; Actinopteri; Cypriniformes; Cobitidae.